AUGGCAGUGGGCAAAGGUAUGGACGCCGCUUCAUAUCUUAGGAAACAUGGUUGGAAAGGCGACGGUCACUCGCUGGAUCCGUCCUCCCGUGGAAUCAAAAAGCCUCUCUUGGUCUCGAAAAAGGUCGAUGUCCUUGGUGUCGGAUUGAACAAGCAUGCGGCUGUCAGCGACCAGUGGUGGAUGAGGGCAUUUGACCAAGGACUAAAGGACCUGGGUACCGGAAAGACCAAUGCCUUGACAAACAUUCGAGAGCAUGGGAUGUUCGCCGGAGGGCUGUAUGGGAGAUUCGUGAAAGGCGAAGGAGUCGCAGGCACAUUCGCGGAGGGGAAUUUAUCGAAGAGAAAGCGAGAAGAUGAGGCGCAGCGAUUGAAAAAUGGUGUCGACAUGCAAGUGGAGGCAUUUGUCGCAGAGGCACUACACCGAGGAGUACUUGAAGUCGGCGACAAGAAGCCAACGCGAAGCGAUGUUUCUCCCGUGACGACGUAUGGCGAAGCAGCGGUCCAACAGGUCUUUAAGCAGGCAGGACUAAGCAUCGAGGCAAACAUCGCGCAAAGUUCGACAAAAGCACAAAAGUAUAAGCGCGAAAAACAGCUCCGUGGGCUCAAGCGAGCUGCAAAGUCAUUUAUAAUAUUCCAGCUAUCGAACGUCGAACGCAAGCAGAUUCAGGCAUACGAGACUUCAAUCAAGAAGGUACAGAAAUCGGAACGUAAAUCGAGAGAAGCAGGCAAAGCAGCUGCUGAGGCAGAAAAGGCUGCUGCCAAAUUUGCGAAAGCGCUCCGCAAGAAGGAGAAACGCGACCGCAAGCUCGCUGCUCGGGAGCAAGGCAAUGAAGAUUCCACCUAUGUUACAGAUGACGCGAAAGAGGAUCUCUCUACUUUGGGACUAGCGAAAUGCGAAGCAAAAGGAGCGGCAAAGGGCAUGGAAGUGCAGCAGUACAUUCAAGACCGGGAAAGCAAGAAAGACGCCAAAGCAUUGCAGAACGACACUGCUUCGUCGACACCCAGGCCAGCAUUUGUCAUUGACUUGGAUGGCGAUGCGGCUUUGAAUCGACUGCCACCUGGUGAGCAUGUCGUAGACUCAGAAGGCAGCAUACGCUUUACCAUCGAACCCGGUAUGCCUGUGCCUCUUGAUCCAGCCAUCUGGGACGGCAUCAAAGUGAAGACAUUGCCUAGACCUGUCCGAGAAGCCCGUCGAGAAUGGAUGGAAAACAAGCGAGAAGCACGGAAAGCCGAGAAGACCAAAAAGUCCACGGAUAAGUCGAAAAACGAAAGGAAACUUGAAAAGAUUGAAAGGCUCUGCAUCAGAAUCCUCAUCGAGAGUCGCAAGGCCAAAGGAUCCGGUACUGUCACGAUUGGUGGCCUUGAAGACGUGCCGUUGGUCAAAGUUAAGACUCAAGCCAAAGAACCAUUCUCAAAAGAAGAAAUGGGUCUUGCGAGGACGGUGGCGAGACGCGUGCUCAAAGAGCAGAAGCGGCAAGCUGAAAGUGAUGGAAAGAAAAAGGGCAAGAAUCACAAGCUUUAG
This is a messenger RNA of Pseudocercospora fijiensis CIRAD86, 1521 nucleotides long. RefSeq lists its product as uncharacterized. The transcript is spliced from 2 exons. The coding region runs from base 1 to 1521 and encodes 506 amino acids. The record is from RefSeq and is a predicted model, not a curated record. Lineage: Eukaryota; Fungi; Ascomycota; Dothideomycetes; Mycosphaerellales; Mycosphaerellaceae.